This is a messenger RNA of Indicator indicator, 2066 nucleotides long. It is a transcript of the gene RHPN2, whose product is annotated as rhophilin Rho GTPase binding protein 2. Lineage: Eukaryota; Metazoa; Chordata; Aves; Piciformes; Indicatoridae. Gene Ontology annotation, biological process: negative regulation of stress fiber assembly; signal transduction. Gene Ontology annotation, molecular function: protein binding. The transcript is spliced from 15 exons. The coding region runs from base 1 to 2052 and encodes 683 amino acids. The record is from RefSeq and is a predicted model, not a curated record.
AUGACGGACGCGCUCCCACCCCGCGGCUGCAGGGCGGCGGAGGCAGCGGAGGACGGCUACUUUCGGAAGGGAUGUAAUCCUCUGGCUGAGACUGGUCGAAGUAAACUGCAAAAUCAAAGAGCUGUCCUAAACCAACAGAUCUUAAGAGCUGUGAGAAUGAGAGCUGGUGCUGAAAAUCUGUUAAGAGCAACUACUAACAACAAAGUACGAGAGCAGGUACUGCUGGAACUGAGUUUUGUAAAUUCAGACCUGCAGAUCUUAAAGGAGGAACUGGAAGGACUUAAUAUCUCAGUAGAAGUUUAUCAAGACACAGCAGAGACUUUCAGCAUUCCCUUGGUACCUCUUGGCCUGAAGGAAACCAAAGAAGUAGACUUCACACUUCCCCUGAAGGACUUUAUUCUGGAACAUUUCAGUGAGGACAGUUCUGAGUAUGAAGAUGAAAUAGCAGAUCUCAUAGAUCUGAGACAAGCUUGCCGCACUCCCAGCCGAGAUGAAGCUGGCAUCGAGAUGCUGAUAAGCUAUUUCCUUCAACUUGGUUAUGUAGAGAACAGAUUUUUCCCACCCACCAGGCACGUGGGAGUUUUAUUUACAUGGUAUGAUUCCUUCACAGGUGUCCCAGUGUGCCAGCAAAAUCUGCUGCUUGAAAAAGCUAGUAUUUUAUUCAAUAUUGGAGCCCUCUAUACCCAGAUUGGAACAAGAUGCAAUCGCCAGACCCAGGCUGGACUUGAAAAUGCUGUUGAUGCUUUUCAGAGAGCUGCAGGAGUCCUAAGUUACUUAAAGGAGACCUUUACUCACACCCCAAGCUAUGACAUGAGCCCAGCUAUGCUGAAUGUGCUCGUGAAAAUGCUGCUUGCCCAGGCUCAGGAGUGUGUUUUUGAGCAGAUCGGUCUCCCGGGGAUACGCAAUGAGUUUUUCACACUAGUGAAAAUGACACAGGAAGCUGCCAAGGUGGGAGAGGUUUACAUGCUGGUUAGCACUGCAAUGAAUCAGGAACCAGUGAAAGAGAACAUCCCCUACUCCUGGUCUAAGCUGGCACAGAUAAAGUCAGAUCAUUACAAAGCUCUGGCACAUUACUUCGUUGCCACCAUUCUGUGUGACCAUGAACUGCAGGCUGGCGAUGAUGAAGACCAGCAGGAGAAAGCCUUGUCCCAGCUGUAUGACCACAUGCCUGAAGGACUGAUGGCUCUCAGCCUUUUAAAGGACAAAGUCCAGAGAAAACAAUUAGGGAAAGCACAUCUGCGCAAAGCCGUGGUGUGCCAUGAGGAAGCCCUGAGAGUCUGCGGGCUAUGCAAGAAGCUUCGAAACAUUGAUGUUCUCCAGGAGGUUCUGACAGCUGCUCACAAACGCUCGCUGCUCAAAUAUUCUCAGCAGGAGACAGAGGAUGACUUUCUCAGCCUAAUCCAGGCUCCAGACAUCAUUGCUAAAACAGAGCAUAAAAUGGAAAUCCUUGCUCCACAGUUUUCCAAGGUCAAAGUGAAGGACUUCUUUCACAGGCUGGGCCCACUGGCAGUGUUCUCAGCCAAGCAGCGAUGGACAGCUCCACGUUCCAUUCGCAUCCACUGUGAAGCAGGAGAGCUGGGAUUCAGUCUUAAAGGUGGUUCACCUGUGCAGAUCUAUUGUCUUGAUCCAGUUUGUUCUGCAGCAUCAAUGGGCCUGAGGGAAGGUGACUACAUUGUUUCAGUUGGUGGGGUGGAUUGCAAGUGGCUUGGAGUGAAUGAGGUGCUGGAAAAACUGAAGAGCGUGGGAGGACAGCCCAUUGAGAUGGAGGUCAUCAGCUGCCAGGACACAGCAGCCUCUGUGCAUAGUAAGAGUGCAACUUAUUCCAUGGGAAUGCAGAAGACCUACUCCUUAAUCUGUUUAGCCAUGGAAGAGGUUAAGAUUGAUCAGACUAAGAAAACCCCACUGAAACUGCCUUUUCUAAGUUGGGGAACUAAGAAUAGGCAGAAAGCUGCAAGCACCCUCUGCCUUCCUUCAGCUGUGGCUGGAAGUUCCCACAUUAAGAAGAAGCUUUCUCCCUUCACACUUCUCAAUUCAGAAAGUUUAUUGUACUGAAUCUCUCCUCAGGA